Molecule: messenger RNA, 696 nt
Organism: Torulaspora globosa
Lineage: Eukaryota; Fungi; Ascomycota; Saccharomycetes; Saccharomycetales; Saccharomycetaceae
Product: Ty1/Copia family ribonuclease HI
Exons: 1
Coding region: 1-696 (231 amino acids)
Molecular function (GO): nucleic acid binding
Source: RefSeq, a predicted model, not a curated record
AUGAAUAAGAUCGAAUACGAUAAACAGGUAUUAUGGAUGCAGAAAGUCAUAGGGCUGGCAUCCUACGUCGCCCAAAAAUAUCGAUACGAUAUUCUCUACUAUGUCAACGUAUUGGCGCAACAUACGUUGUUCCUCUCUAAACAAGUGAGGCAGUUGACCCAUCAACUUAUUCAAUUUCUGUGGAAUACUCGAGAACAACAGCUCAUAUGGCAUAAACAUAAAGACAAUGAUCAUAAUGUUCUGUCAGCCAUAACAGAUGCUUCAUUUGCUGGUCAGCCAGGGUUCAAAUCACAAGGUGGUUACCUAAUUAAGCUGAACGGCAACAUCAUCGGGGGAAAGUCAAGCAAAAUAAAAUUGACUUGUACUUCGUCAACGGAGGCAGAGAUCUAUGGAAUAACAGGAGCAAUUCCUAUCCUAAGAGAUAUACAAGAGUUAGUGAAAGCAGUAACUAGUUCAGAUCUGGAAAUUGUCAUCGUCACCGAUAGUCAACCUACUAUAGCAUUGAUGAAAUCGGACGACGACAAGAAGUUUCGAAAUAAAUUUUUCGGAGCCAGAAGCCGGAGACUCAGAGACGAAGUGGAACAAAUGAGAUUAAGUGUGGAAUACGUGCAAACGGAGGACAACCUGGCGGAUGUAUUAACCAAACCAUUACCAGUCAAGCAGUUCUUGGAACUCACUAAGAGAUUCAUAAAAUAG